Molecule: messenger RNA, 1476 nt
Organism: Saprolegnia parasitica CBS 223.65
Lineage: Eukaryota; Oomycota; Saprolegniomycetes; Saprolegniales; Saprolegniaceae
Exons: 4
Coding region: 1-1443 (480 amino acids)
Molecular function (GO): protein binding
Source: RefSeq, a predicted model, not a curated record
AUGGUCUUCGACGUCGCCAACGCGUACCCGAACCUCUCGGCGGAGCUCAAGACCCGGUCUGUCGCGCCGCGAGUCACGGUGAAAGCAGCGUUGGUGGCCACCCGACACAGUCAACCGCCCCCGGCAACGGCACCGGCCGCUCUGCGCCGCCAGCCGAGCGAGUCGCACCUCGUAAAGCCGGCGCGGCAAGAGGCGCCAAAAUCUUUGUGCGCGAGUAUUCCAGCGCUCCCACUGCCCGAGCCGAAAGCGCGACGUCGGCAGCUACCGAUGCCAGUCUCGGACGACGCCAAACAACAGCUCGCCAAGGCACGGAGCCAGCUUCUGAAAUCGCCGCUGAUCGAAUCAGAAAGCGACAACAACAACAACAACAAUAGUCUCCAACAAGCAUCAUUGACAGCAAGUGCUUCGACGCCGACGCUUCCCCGACGGAUCUCGAGCUCGCCCGCCGAGCCGAGUGUGCUGGAGCGAAGCCUCUUGAACAACACAAGCUUGCGCGCAAGUGCGUCCAUGCACGAGCUAUUGCCCAUUGCAAGUAAGCCCCGUGCUCGGUUUGCCCGGCGCCAGCUCACGCCCAAUGGAGCGCCGUUGCCGCGGGUGUCGCAGCGGUGGCAGCCACCAAAGGUCGGGUUUGGCCUCGAGCUACCGCUCGACAAAGAAGCCGUCGACGAGACGCCCGAGAACACUGGUUUCUUCCUCACCGAAGUCGCGAUUCCGGGUGCAUAUGUGCCCGUGACGGAGCAAUUGGCGCUCGCAUCGUACCAGCUCUACGCGCGCAACGACCUUACGGCGGCGGUGGCGACGCUCCAGAGCGUGCUUCGCCUCGCCGCGACGCUCGAUGAUCUCCCGCUGCAAGCCCUGGUCCACCACCAUCUCGGCACGGCCAAGAAGGAAAUGGGGCACUUUGCCGCGUCGAUUGCGAGCCAGCUCGAGUGCAUCCGUCUCGCCUCGUUAGCGGGGCACGCCAAGCUUCAGGGCCGCGGGCUCAAGGGUCUCGGCGUUGCGUAUGUGAGCACGGAACAGUACAGCCGCGCGUACGAAUGCCACACCAAGUGCCUCCUGCUCGCAUCCAGCGAAUGCGACUUGGACCUCGAGGGCCGGGCCCAUGCAAACCUCGGCAACGUCUGCUCGGCGCAGGGCCAGAUGGACCAAGCGAUUGAUUGUCAUUUGAAGGACCUCGCGCUCAUGAUCGAGCUGGAUUCGCAUGCGGGCCAGGCCCGCGCGCACCACAACCUCGCGCUCGUUUACGAAAAGAUCAACCACCCGACCAAGCAAAAGCAGCACGAGAAAAUGCGCAAGGCGCUCGGACCGAUGCCAUUUGUGCACGAUAUGCUCAUCCACGCGUACGAUGUCGUCGGCAACAUCUACCUCCAAAUGGAGUCGGAUGCGACGCCGAUCGCAAAGAGGAUCGGUGACACGCUUCGCUCCCUUGCUCGGCCGUCGUAGCCCGUAAUUCUACUGCACCUUGUUCUUUCAUGC